Nymphaea colorata (pocket water lily) is the source of this 2259-nucleotide messenger RNA. RefSeq names its product peptidyl-prolyl cis-trans isomerase CYP71. The record is from RefSeq and is a predicted model, not a curated record. Gene Ontology annotation, biological process: protein folding; protein peptidyl-prolyl isomerization. The transcript is spliced from 13 exons. Gene Ontology annotation, molecular function: protein binding; peptidyl-prolyl cis-trans isomerase activity. The coding region runs from base 177 to 2033 and encodes 618 amino acids. Lineage: Eukaryota; Viridiplantae; Streptophyta; Magnoliopsida; Nymphaeales; Nymphaeaceae.
GGUUCAAGAGGACGACUCCGUUUCGGAGCCGGGAACCCAUUCGGGCGCAAAAGUUCUUCCGCAGGAGGCACUGGAAGCAAGAAGCUGUUCACUGUCCCGCUGCGUCUGCCUUCCUUCCAAGCGCUCCGCUCGCUUCCCUUCUACCCUGCAGAGCUCGUCGCCCUCGAAACCUAACCAUGGAAGAUGACAGAAACGGAACGGAAGCGGCGGCGGACGACGGGGAGGAGCCAAUGAUCGGGCCGGGCCCCGCUGCUCGAUCCCGUCCUAAGCGCCCACUCCAGUUCGAGCAGGCCUUUCUCGACUCUCUUCCCUCCGCUAACAUGUAUGAGAAGAGCUAUAUGCACAGAGAUGUCGUGACGCACGUUGCAGUUUCUGCGGCAGAUUUUUUUAUAACUGGAAGUAUUGACGGGCAUUUGAAGUUUUGGAAAAAGAAGCCUUCUGGCAUAGAGUUUGCUAAACAUUUCAGGUCUCAUCUCGGUGCCAUUGAAGGGUUGGCUGUUAGUGUUGAUGGUCUUCUUUGCUGUACAAUAUCGAGUGACCGAUCUGUGAAGAUUUAUGAUGUUGUCAACUAUGACAUGAUGGUUAUGAUGCGCUUGCCAUAUACACCUGGUACAGUUGAAUGGGUAUAUAAGCAUGGUGAUGUCAAAGCUAAACUUGCUAUUAGUGACAUGAACUCCCCUUAUGUUCAUGUAUAUGAUGCUCAUUCUGGUUCCACUGAACCUGUAAUAUCAAAGCAGGUUCACAUGGCACCAGUUAAAGUUAUGAAGUAUAAUCAUGCAUAUGACACUGUGGUAUCUGCAGACACAAAAGGUGUUCUGGACUACUGGUCUCCAUCCACUCUUGAGUUUCCGGAAAAUGUAGUAAGCUUCAAUUUAAAAUCUGAUACAAAUCUCUUCGAUAUUGCAAAGUGCAAGACAAUUGUCUCUGCUAUAGAGGUCAGUCCAAAUGGGAAGCAGUUUUCUGUUACAUCUCCUGAUCGCAGAAUACGCGUAUUUUGGUUCAAAACAGGGAAAUUAAGGCGAGUAUAUGAUGAAUCAUUGGAGGUGGCCCAAGACCUUCAAAGGAGUGAUGUUCCACUGUACCGGUUAGAAGCGAUAGAUUUUGGGAGAAGAAUGGCUGUUGAAAAGGAAAUAGAGAAGACAGAAAAUGUUCCGCAGAUUAAUGCCAUUUUUGAUGAAAGCUCUAACUUUCUUCUUUAUGCAACCCUGCUUGGUAUAAAGAUUGUCAACUUGCAGACAAAUAAAGUUUCUCGAAUUCUUGGAAAGGUGGAGAACAAUGAGCGCUUCCUAAAAAUUGCUCUUUACCAAGGUGACAGAAGUAGUAAAAAAGUUAGGAAAAUACCUGCUGCUUCAGCAAAUGUUAACGAGAGCAAAGAGCCCUGGACAGACCCCACUUUACUUUGUUGUGCUUUUAAGAAGCACCGUAUAUAUUUAUUCAGCCGGAGGGAACCAGAGGAGCCUGAAGAUGCAACCAAGGGAAGGGAUGUCUUCAAUGAGAAACCACCUCCUGAAGAACUUAUGGCAGUUUCUGAUAUUGGGAAGGCUGUAACCACAUCUUUGCCUGACAGUGUGAUCUUACACACAACACUUGGAGACAUACACAUGCGACUGUAUCCUGAUGAAUGCCCUAAGACAGUUGAAAAUUUUACAACACAUUGUCGGAAUGGGUAUUAUGACAAUCUCAUUUUUCAUCGGGUGAUUAAAGGAUUCAUGAUUCAAACUGGUGAUCCAUUAGGAGAUGGUACUGGCGGACAGUCCAUUUGGGGAAGGGAGUUCGAAGACGAGUUCCACAAAAGCUUGAGACACGACAGGCCCUUCACUCUGUCAAUGGCAAAUGCUGGACCAAAUACAAAUGGUUCGCAGUUCUUUAUAACCACUGUUGCAACUCCAUGGCUGGAUAACAAGCAUACCGUUUUUGGCCGUGUCGUAAAGGGCAUGGAUGUAGUUCAGGCAGUAGAAAAGGUGAAGACAGAUAGAGCAGACAAGCCAUAUCAAGACGUAAAGAUAUUGAAUGUGACGGUUCCUAAAACCUAGCCCAUUUUCGUAUUAUUAUUAAUUUUUUUUUUCCAAUUGCGCUACAGCAUCCCACAGUGAAAAAUUGCAUGCCUUUACAUGCUUUCUUGGGGCAAGGCUGAAUGGGCUUUCCUUCGUUUGUCCGGGGGAGAAGGGGGAAUGGUUUCUGGUUCAUAAUGAGUUGCUUGGAGAUGUUUGUAACCUGUAGGAUUCUUUGCGUAAUUUUCAAGUAGCUCUGGUUGGCAUC